Molecule: messenger RNA, 1557 nt
Organism: Merops nubicus (carmine bee-eater)
Lineage: Eukaryota; Metazoa; Chordata; Aves; Coraciiformes; Meropidae
Gene: STAU2
Product: staufen double-stranded RNA binding protein 2
Exons: 10
Source: RefSeq, a predicted model, not a curated record
UUAUUUGCAGCUCCUCUCCAAGAUAACAUGGCAAACCCCAAAGAGAAAACUCCAAUGUGUCUGGUAAAUGAGUUAGCCCGUUUCAAUAGAAUUCAACCCCAGUAUAAGCUCCUGAACGAAAGAGGGCCUGCUCAUGCCAAGAUGUUCACAGUGCAGCUGACUCUUGGAGAACAGACAUGGGAGGCCGAAGGAAGCAGUAUUAAAAAAGCCCAACAUGCUGCUGCUAGCAAAGCCUUGAAUGAAACUACCCUUCCCAAACCAACGCCUAGACCACCCAAAAAUAAUGUUAACAAUAAUCCAGGUAGCAUAACUCCAACGGUGGAGCUGAAUGGUCUGGCUAUGAAGAGAGGAGAGCCUGCCAUCUACAGGCCUUUGGAUCCAAAGCCAAUUCCCAAUUACAGAGCAAAUUACAAUUUCCGGGGCAUGUACAAUCAGAGGUAUCACUGCCCAGUGCCUAAAAUUUUCUACGUCCAGUUAACUGUUGGCAACAGUGAGUUUUUUGGUGAAGGAAAGACUCGUCAAGCUGCUAGACAUAAUGCUGCAAUGAAGGCCCUCCAAGCUCUCCAGAAUGAGCCAAUCCCAGAGAAGGUGCCUCAGAAUGGAGAAACGGGGAAAGAAUCAGAAGAAGAUAAAGAUGCAAACAAGUCUGAAAUCAGUGUAGUGUUUGAAAUUGCUUUGAAGAGAAAUAUACCUGUCAGUUUUGAGGUGAUUAAAGAAAGUGGACCUCCUCACAUGAAGAGCUUUGUUACACGAGUUACGGUAGGAGAAUUCACUGCGGAGGGAGAAGGCAACAGUAAGAAACUCUCAAAGAAACGAGCUGCAAUGGCUGUCCUACAAGAGCUUAAGAAACUUCCUCCUCUUCCUGUAAUUGAAAAGCCAAAACCGUACUUUAAAAAACGUCCAAAAACAAUAUUAAAGACUGGACCAGAAUAUGGUCAAGGAAUGAAUCCUAUCAGUCGUCUGGCUCAGAUCCAACAGGCCAAAAAGGAGAAGGAGCCAGAGUACGUUCUUCUUUCGGAGCGAGGAAUGCCUCGCCGCCGGGAGUUCGUCAUGCAGGUAAAAGUAGACAAUGAGAUUACUACUGGAACAGGCCCAAACAAGAAAAUAGCUAAAAGAAAUGCAGCAGAAGCAAUGUUGCUACAGCUAGGUUACAAAGCCUCUACUCCUCUUCAAGACCAGCCAGAAAAGCUUGGAGAAAACAAGACUUGGAAUGGCCAGAACGUUGGGUUUCCCGAGCCAACGAGUAACACACCAAAGGGAAUUCUCCAUCUCUCCCCUGACGUCUAUCAAGAGAUGGAGGCAAGCCGCAACAAAUCAGCACCUGGUAACACUGUAAGCUAUUUGUCCUCCAAAGAAAUGAGCCAGACUUCUAGCUCUUUCUUCAGCAUAUCUCCUACAACAAACAGCACAGCAACCAUUGCCAGGGAGCUGCUCAUGAACGGGACGUCCCCUACUGCCGAAGCCAUAGGUCUAAAAGGAAUAUCUUCUGCCUCCCCCUGUUCUGCUGUGCAGCCUUCAAAACAGCUGGAGUAUUUGGCAAGGAUUCAAGGCUUUCAG